AUGAAAAUAAGUGUGGGGCGAAUAAUAAGUUUUGUAAGUGUACUCUUUUGGUGUGUAUCGGCUCAAAAUUCUGAAGAUGAUUAUCUUAAGGUUCACAACGCGGCGCGCAAAGGAGUUGGGGUUAAACCACUGAAAUGGGACAAGGAGCUAGAAUCAUAUGCUCGUGCGCACUUGAAUAAGCAUGUUGAAGAUUGCAAGCUGGAGUCAUCGGACGGUCCUUACGGCGAGAACUUAGUGCGUGGAACUGGUAUUUGGAAAAACCUUACUGGAAAAGAAGCUGUUGAAUUGUGGGUGUCAGAAAAACAAUACUACGAUGAGAAAUCCAACUCGUGCUUAGGUGGUGAUGAUGGUGACGACUAUAAAUGUUUUGGUUAUACUCAGGUUGUUUGGAGUACCACUACACAUGUGGGUUGUGCUAGAGUUAGGUGCUACAAUGGAUCGAUCAUGGUUAGUUGUAACUAUAACCCUCCAGGGAACUACAGAGAUAAACGACCCUAUUAA
Arachis duranensis is the source of this 501-nucleotide messenger RNA. RefSeq names its product pathogenesis-related protein 1A. Gene Ontology annotation, cellular component: extracellular region. Bases 1 to 501 code for a protein of 166 amino acids. The transcript has a single exon. NCBI's taxonomy places the organism in Eukaryota, Viridiplantae, Streptophyta, Magnoliopsida, Fabales, Fabaceae. The record is from RefSeq and is a predicted model, not a curated record.